AUCAGUGGGCGGAUCCCUCAAACAGCUCCGACCUAAAGCUCAGGACAAAGCAGAGGAGGAGCUGCAGGACGAGGCAGAGACCUUCAGCUCGUUGUGCAGGAGGAGCGAGCCCUGAGCCGCAGUGCUGAACGGCUGCUGCUGCUGCUGCAGCAUCAUCAUCAUCACUCCGUGUUUCUCGACACAUGUCCUCCUCACCUGUGACAACAGCCGGGAAAUUGACGAGGCGCCAACAUUUUGAACUCUACUCGUUGAGUCAAGGCCGAGUUAAUUCUGUUCUUGGAGCAAAUCCUCACGGUAUAGAGGAGAUCUCCCCACAGCAUGAUGUUCCUCUCAUGUCCAGCUUUUUAAGGACAUAAUCAACGUAGUACACGGUCGCGGGGCGCUGGAGCCGAUCCCAGCUGACAUUGGGCUGAUGCAGGGAUCACCCUGGACAGGUCGCCGGUCCAUCUCAGACAACAUCAUUCCACCCUUUCACUUUUGAGAAGUCCUUGACAUUUUCAAAGCUGCCGUCAUAAUCCACAGGUGUCUUGAGGAGUGAAUCCCCAAAUGAACACGUUACUGGUGAAUCAAGAUAUAAAAAUAACAGCUCCUUCAAUAAAUCAACAACUCACUGCAACACGGCCAAAAGAUUUGAGGGAUUCACGAAAACCUUUAGUUAAAGCACCACAACGCGGAUCAUUCACAGCCUGCCAGCACUUUGAUUGAUCUGUGGAACAUCUUCAGCCACUCGACUAAGAUUUAUACUUCACUUUGUAAAUCGCCAUUAAUGCCCCAAAAACUUAAUACAUUGACAACUGAACUGAGGACUGUGCAGAUGAUCUGAAAUUGAAGUAGUGACCUCAGCUUUUGUAUUACUAGCUUCUCUUGAAAGCAAGUGCGUCUCUGUGGGAGAAGGAGAGAGGGACAGUUCAGCCUAAGUAAAGCUCAGCGAGCUGCUCUGAGAGCUGGAGGGCUUCUUCAUUUGCACUUCUGAUUUGCCUGUGAUUUUUCUGCUGGAACCAUUUAUUUGUCCUGUGGCUUUGUGGGAAACAAUCAAUUCAAUCUGUUGACACCUGCCAGAUGUUACAAUGUGAUCCUCCUCUGGGUUUAGGAACCACACUCACUAACAAAGAUGGACCAACAGGGUUAUGACGUUCCUCUCAUCUUCGUACUGUAAAAUAAAUUGUGCACAGUAAACGAAUUCAACCGUCAAAACAUCCCCUGACUUCCAAGAUUAGUGACGCAAGCUACUGGGUUGUGGACUACGGUCUCUCCUCUCCUGCUCCACCAGGGUUCCCCCAGAGCCCAACCGGGCUGCAGCCCAUGCCGGGGCACCCCGAGCAGGGCACGGCCCUGUGCUUCGUUGGCCUCCUCUUGCUGCUGCUGCUCUUUUUCAUCGUUCGCUGCGUCCGUAUCUUAUUGGACCCCUACAGCAGCAUACCAGCCUCAUCGUGGACGGAUCAUAACGAGGGGCUGGACAGAGGACAAUUUGAUUAUGCACUGGUGUGAAGAUGAGGGGGGAUCGGGGGGGAACGGGGUGCAUUUGGAGACAUGUAAGGUUACUUUGAGGGACUUUUGAUGGAUGAUGUGUGUUCUGUGACCUGCUCUACUUCUAAAGUUUCAGUUGGUUAUGGUUGAGGUAUUUUAUCACAGCAUUAAAACCAUGAAACAGUAUCUGUAUAAGGAUUCAGUUCAGACAGAAAGGGAGCAGAAAACAGACGUCCUGCAUCCAUUUGAACUCCCAGUAAUAUGGGAGACUCUCGCUGCAGCUCCUGGAGAGACACAUUGCAGGAAGACACCGAUGGUAUCACAGCAUUACAUCAUGAGUCAUGACUCCUGUUUGUUCUGUCAUUUUGUAAUUCUAUAAUGUUUUUACAAAUACCAGGGUGGAAUUUAGAAAUAGAGAGCAGAGCUGCUGCAUGAGAGGUCCUGAUCGAAUGAAAGUUAAAUCAGAUGAGUUUAGGGGAGACAUGGAAGAACUAAGAUGCAGCGUUUCAUCAGAAUGAAGAUGUUAGUUUACCUGGAGCAGGAAACCUUUUUUAUGUGAACCAUGCUGAGUAUUGUGAGGCAUUAGUACAACCCUAACAUGAUCCUCAGGUAGAGUGAUUUAUAAUUCAUUUAAGCCUCUAUAAUUAGAGCAAAUUGCCUCGUGAAAUUGAGCUUUACCUUCUAUUUGUAUCCCUCUAUUUUCUUUAGAAUUCACUGUGUCCUGAAUUUCAAUCUUAUCCCAUUAUACAAGCUGAUGUUUAUAACACAUAACAGUUAAUACCAAUUAUUCUAUUUGUGAUUUUGCUAUUUCAUGUUGCCAACCCUUUAAGAGGCUUAUGAGGCUCAGGUCAGGGAGUCACGAUGCUGACUCAAUAUGUGUCAUAUAUAGUUAUGAUUAUGAUAAGCACCUAUUUCCUUCCUCUAAUCCUUUUUGCCUUUGAGCCCAGUCCAGUGCACCAGCCAAAUCUGUUCAACAGUGCCUGUAGGAAUAUGAGAAAAGCAAAAAACAAUGUCAUAUACUUACUCCCCCUUUGCCACUUGUUUUAAAAUGUUGUUUCUGCCCUUAUUUUUCUGUAAAGUUCUUUCUUUAUAAAUAAACUUAAGUAUUAUUAAUUUUCUGAUUUGUGAAAAAGUUAUUUUGUUUCAUUCAAGAAAGACUGUUUGUCAAUACCAAUUAUAUUGUGUACGGUCUUAUUUCCUGGAUGGAGACUUUUUAUGGUAAAAAAUUACAUAUUUUCCAAAUGUUUCUUAAAAUUCGCAUGACGUUUUAAAUGCAAUAAAAGCUGUUGUCUUGUC
This is a messenger RNA of Pseudoliparis swirei, 2763 nucleotides long. Its product is annotated as cortexin-1. The record is from RefSeq and is a predicted model, not a curated record. Bases 1303 to 1488 code for a protein of 61 amino acids. NCBI's taxonomy places the organism in Eukaryota, Metazoa, Chordata, Actinopteri, Perciformes, Liparidae. The transcript has 4 exons.